AUGGAAGUCCCCAUUAUCGCAGAUUCUGACACUUUUCAAGAGUCCCCUGAAUCCUUGCAACUCAUCGAAGCUGCUAAGCAAUUGGACCUAGCAAAGGUACAGGAAAUGGUUGAUCAGGGCGCCGUUACUGCUGCUUUAGACGUUGACAGUGGGAAAAACGCUUUGCAUUUCGUGGCCUUAAACGCCAAUGCAGAAAACGAAAAGAAGGCUGUGGAACUUGCCAAAUGGAUGUUAGGUAACGGUGGAGUUUGGAAUGGCAUCGAUAAAUCUGGUGAAACACCUGGUUGCAUUGCUCGCCGCAAAAAUCUGAACGAACUCUACGAGACAAUUGUCGACGCAGGCGUCCGCUGCGAGUUACUUCUUUCUCUUAUCGAAAGAAAAGACAAAGUCAAUGAACGCCUGGACACCAAUGAAAAGUACUUACAGAGCACUCUUUCAUACACGCAACCUACUGAAGACAGUAAUAGUCUUCUUGACAGCGAUGCAAACGCUGUCAUGAUGUCUUGGGAAAAGAAAAUCAUGCAACGAUCUGCAGAGAUCAUUGCAUCGAAACCUGGUUGCCGUGUCUUAAACGUUGGUUUUGGGUUGGGCAUCAUCGACACUUUUCUACAAGAAAGGCAGCCAUCUUUACAUGUAAUUAUCGAGCCCCACCCCCAUGUACUAGCCUUUAUGCGGAAAACCGGCUGGAUGGAUCGUCCAAAUGUUGUUGUUUAUGAGACUACUUGGGAAAGCGCUAUUCAGGACAUUGCUUCCAAAUACGUCUUCGAUGGUAUCUACUACGACGCCUUUGCUGAAAGCUACGAAGAUUUACGAAAUUUUUUCGAUUCGGCAGUUGGUAUUUUAGAUCCUGAUACUGAUUCUAAGCUUUCCUUUUUCAAUGGUUUGGGCGCUGAUAAUCAGACCUUCUACGAUGUCUACAAAAAGUUAGUUCCUAUAGAUCUUACCUCCUUCGGCUUUAACUGUACCUACGAAGUUAUGCCAACAAGCAGUGCAGAGGACGAGUGGGAGGGUGCAAAGCGUCGUUAUUGGAAUGUCGUUGAUUACUUUCUUCCUGUCAUUACAUUCGACUUGUAA
This is a messenger RNA of Schizosaccharomyces osmophilus, 1074 nucleotides long. It is a transcript of the gene rmt2, whose product is annotated as N-methyltransferase. NCBI's taxonomy places the organism in Eukaryota, Fungi, Ascomycota, Schizosaccharomycetes, Schizosaccharomycetales, Schizosaccharomycetaceae. The transcript has a single exon. Bases 1 to 1074 code for a protein of 357 amino acids. Gene Ontology annotation, molecular function: protein arginine N5-methyltransferase activity. Gene Ontology annotation, biological process: peptidyl-arginine methylation. The record is from RefSeq and is a predicted model, not a curated record. Gene Ontology annotation, cellular component: cytoplasm; nucleus.